Pisolithus orientalis is the source of this 2948-nucleotide messenger RNA. Its product is annotated as vacuolar assembling sorting protein VPS16. The coding region runs from base 85 to 2610 and encodes 841 amino acids. Gene Ontology annotation, molecular function: actin binding. The transcript is spliced from 15 exons. Gene Ontology annotation, biological process: endosomal transport; intracellular protein transport; vacuole fusion, non-autophagic. The record is from RefSeq and is a predicted model, not a curated record. NCBI's taxonomy places the organism in Eukaryota, Fungi, Basidiomycota, Agaricomycetes, Boletales, Pisolithaceae. Gene Ontology annotation, cellular component: HOPS complex; cytoplasm; lysosomal membrane.
AGCGUCCAUCCUGCCACUGCUAGCAGGGAACCCAGUGCUCGGUAUCCUGGGGCUAGAAGCUGGUUCAUUACAAGGUCCUCAGUCAUGGAAUCCGUGGCCGAACACCCUACCGCUACAUGGGACGCGAUGCCAGAUGGCAACGUAUUCUACCGCCGUUUGCAAUUGUACUCGAUUCCUGGGAAGCUUCCCAACCUGAACGACUACGUUAUUGCAGGAUGUCGCAAUGGUGGCCCAGUUGCUUUAAUGAGAGACCCGUCGAAGUUAGUAGCCAUAGGUCGUGCCGGAUCUGCGUCAUCUAGAUCGCAAAUACAAGUAUAUUCUCCCGCUGGAGAGGGGAUUCUGUUAUUCAGCUGGGACCAAGGAAAGAUCGUUCGUUUCGGAUGGACGUCUGACGAGCGACUCGUCGUGCUGAAUGAAGAAGGGACCUAUCGACUUUACGACCUGCAAGGUGAAUAUCUCCAGUUUUCACUUGGUACCGAAGCUGCGGAGAUAGGAAUCAUCGAUGCUCGCAUUCAUGAAAACGGGCUUGUAGCCCUCUCGGGAUCGCUCACGCUUUUGGAGGUCAAGGGCUGGGGAGGCGCUCGACCUCUCACACUAGCAAGUCCUGGUGUGUCCGAGCCACCACAUGCGUGGGCUGUCAUUCCACCAGACCAGAACAUAUCACGACACGUAGAAGUCCUUCUCUCUGUAGACAACACCAUCAUCGCUGUCGACAAUCUCGAAAGUGUUGAUCAACGAAUAUCCCGUGGACCGUUCACACGCAUUUCACCCUCGCCCAACGGCAGACUCUUGGGGCUGCUAAAUUCUAGCGGCCUUCUUUGGGUCGUUUCGACUGACUUUCAGCGUAGUCUGGCCGAGUUUGACACCAAAACUGCAGGUGCAGACGUUCCUGUCAGUCAAGUUGAAUGGUGCGGAAACGAUGCUAUUCUUGUUACAUGGAACAAUCUCGCAUUGCUAGUUGGUCCUUCGGGUGAUACCCUCCGGUACCUAUACUUCGGCGCUGUAUUUGCGGUCACGGAAGUCGAUAGCGUCCGUGUCAUGAGUCAGGAUGUGUGUGACCUGAUUCAAAAAGUACCUGCAUCCACUUUGUCUGUGUUCCGGCCUGGAUCGACAUCACCUUCGGCAAUCCUCUUCGACGCAUGGGAAAGUUUCACUCAACAAUCCUCGAAAGCGGACGAAAGCAUCCGAAGCAUCCGGCCAGACCUUGCUGCUGCUGUUAAUGAAUGCAUCGAUGCUGCAGGUUGUGAAUGGGAACCUUUCUGGCAGCGAAAACUCUUAAGUGCCGCAAAAUUUGGUUGGAGCUUUUUGGACUUAUACAACCCAAACGAUUUCGUUGCGAUGGGUCAGUCACUGAGAGUUCUCAACGCAGUGCACUAUUACGAAGUCGGCAUGCCAAUCACUUAUUUACAAUACCAACUUGCGUCCCCUUUACAUUUAAUCUCUCGGCUGACGUCAAGGAACUUGCAUUUGCUAGCAUUACGCAUAUCUUCUUUUCUUUCUCUCAAACCAGAUGUCGUUCUCAAGCAUUGGGCGAGCAUGAAAAUCGCACGUUCGAAGGCCAUAGCUGGAGACGAUGAGGAUCAAGAAUUGUGCAAUUUGAUUGUGGACAAAUUCGGGAAACUUGGAAAUGGGGAAGUGAGUUAUGCCGACAUAGCACGGCGUGCUUGGGAGGUCGGUCGCGGAGGCUUAGCAACAAAGCUGCUCGAUCACGAGUCAAGAGCAUCUAAUCAGGUGCCACUGUUGCUGACAAUGAAAGAAGACCGACUUGCUUUGUUGAAGGCUGUGGACAGCGGCGAUACCGAUCUUGUUUAUCACGUCUUGCUUCACCUCCAUAAACACCUCUCGCUCGGAGAUUUCUUCCGCCUUAUUGAGGAUGGUGGACAGAGUCUAGCUCCGGCAAGCAAACUACUUCAAGUAUAUGCAAGAGAACAAAACAGGGAGAUGCUUCGUGAUUUCUAUUAUAGCGACGACAGACGUGUGGAAAGCGCGGUUCUCGCUUUGGGCGAAGCUAGCCGGAUGACUGAUCAGACCGCAAUCAUUACCUCGGUCAGGGCUGCAGAGAAGUUCUUUUCAGAAGACAAGGAUCGGAGUUUUGAAGCUAAGAUGAUGGAUGAGAAUGCCCGCCUCUUGGCAGUGCAACAACAGCUCGAAAAGGAUUCACAGGGAAAUGCGAAGUUCUUUGGUUUGAGUGUCUCUGAGACGAUACGAGCAUGUAUCAUGAAUGGCAUGAGCAACAAGGCAGACCGCGUGAGGUCGGAUUUCAAGGUUCCCGACAAGCGCUUCUGGCAUAUUAAACUUCGAGCACUAAUCGCUUUGCGAGAUUUUGAGGCACUGGAAGUAUUUGCACGGUCCAAACGGAGUCCCAUAGGGUACGAAGUGUUCGUGAAGCAGCUUGUUGAAGCUGGCCACUCCAGAGAGGCAGCAAUGUAUGUCGUCAGGUGUGAUGCGCCGAAACGAGUGGAGUUGUAUGUGCUUUGUAACGAUUGGCGGGCUGCUGGGAGGGAGUGCAAGGAGAGAGGAGAUAAGAAUGGUUUAGAGCAGUUGAAGAGACGGUGCCCGAACUCACUGAUUACUCGGGAACUCGAGCAGCUAGCUGCGUCUAUGAAGUAAGUUCGGGCAGAGCGACAAUACAGCUCAUUUUCCGUUCCAGCAUGGACGGUUGCGGAGGUAGGCGAAGCUUUAGAGUGCCUAAUGUAAUCUAACUAUUUCUAAUUGAACUGGUAGUGAGCAACGCUUGUCGAUUCUUUCUAUAACCCGAUACAAUGGUGUCUUCAUUCCGCACGUACCUGUGCUAUUGCGUGAGGGGAGCAUCCUGCUAACGGGUCGAAGCACUCGAGGCAAAGACGGGAUACAGAUAGCGCUUGGAGCAUGAGUAAGCACGCUGGCUCGGACAGGUACAGAAAAGGGCGGCGACUAGGGCAGCGCUACGAAUGAAGAGUGAAACUGGU